Messenger RNA from Apus apus (common swift), 3767 nucleotides. RefSeq names its product X-prolyl aminopeptidase 3 (gene XPNPEP3). Gene Ontology annotation, molecular function: metalloaminopeptidase activity; manganese ion binding. Gene Ontology annotation, cellular component: mitochondrion. The record is from RefSeq and is a predicted model, not a curated record. Lineage: Eukaryota; Metazoa; Chordata; Aves; Apodiformes; Apodidae. The coding region runs from base 215 to 1738 and encodes 507 amino acids. The transcript is spliced from 10 exons.
CCCCCGUCCCGCUGCCGGGGCCCCGUCGUGCCCGGCUUCCCUCUCGCGCUCCCCCGCGGGCUGGCAGGCGGCCCCUGCGGGCGCCUAAGCCGCAGCGGCGCCGCUCAUUGGCGGCGGGCGAGGGCGGGCGGCGUCAUCGCGCGGCGCCGCGGCGGGGAAGGCCCCGCCAUGCCGGGGGGUUGGGCCCCGCCCCGCCGUGCCGUGCGCCCGGGAGAUGUCGCGCCUUCCGGCCCGGAGGCUCGUGGCGGCGGUGAGGGGCGGGCGCGGCUGCUCAGUUUGCCAGUCAUGUGCCCUCCGAAGAUUUUCCAUCCAGCCUGCCCAGCAGAAGAAGAUUCCAAACCGGUAUUUGGGCCAGCCCAGCCCCUUCACACACCCACACCUUCUCAAACCAGGAGAGGUAACCCCAGGAUUGUCACAGGUAGAAUAUGCUCUUCGCCGACACAAACUGAUGGCAUUGAUCCAGAAGGAAGCCCAUGGCUGGAAUGGGUUGGACCACACAGUGAUUCUGCUAUCCAACCCCACGUACUACAUGACCAAUGACAUCCCCUACGUUUUCCACCAGGACACUAACUUCCUGUACCUCUGUGGGUUCCAGGAGCCUGACAGCAUCCUGGUGCUGCAGAGCAUUCCUGGCAAAGCUCUGCCCUCCCACAAAUCCAUCCUUUUCGUGCCCCGGAGAGAUCCAAGCCGAGAGCUGUGGGAUGGGCCCAGAUCAGGUACGGAUGGGGCAAUUGCUCUCACAGGAGUGGAUGAAGCUUACACCAUCGAGGAGUUCAGGCAUUUGGUGACCAAGCUGAAAGGUGAGUCAAACAUUGUUUGGUAUGACUUGACAAAACCAGUGCAUACAGACCUGCACUCUGACUACAUGGAGCCCCUGGCUGAGAUAAAAGCUCGGAACAAAAACCACAUCCAGGGCAUCAGACAUCUAGUGCAAAACCUUCGGCUGGUCAAAUCUCCUGCAGAGAUUGAAAGGAUGAAGAUAGCUGGACGGGUGACAGCAGAGGCCUUCAUAGAGACAAUGUUUGCCAGCAAAUCCCCAGUGGAUGAAGCCUUUCUGUAUGCAAAGUUUGAAUUCGAGUGCCGGGCUCGUGGUGCUGACAUCUUGGCCUACCCCCCUGUAGUUGCUGGUGGCAACAGAUCAAACACUUUGCACUAUGUGAAGAACAAUCAGCUCAUCAAGGAUGGUGAACUGGUCUUGCUAGAUGGUGGAUGUGAGUCUUCCUGCUAUGUAAGUGACAUCACACGUACCUGGCCUGUCAAUGGAAGGUUCACCAAACCCCAAGCAGAACUAUACCAGGCUGUCCUGGAUAUCCAGAAGUCCUGCCUGAGCCUCUGCUCCCCAGGCAUGAGUCUAGAAAACAUCUACAGCCUCAUGCUGAGCCUUAUUGGACAGAAACUGAAAGAGCUGGGGAUCCUAAAGAGCAGCAUCACUGAAAGCCACUUCUUCAAGGCUGUUCGAAAGUACUGUCCACAUCAUGUGGGCCAUUACUUGGGCAUGGAUGUUCAUGAUACCCCAGAUAUAUCUCGAUCACUCCCGCUCCAGCCAGGCAUGGUGAUAACCAUUGAACCAGGCAUUUAUAUCCCUGAGGAUGAUGUUAGUGCCCCGGAGAGGUUUCGUGGCAUUGGUGUGCGCAUUGAGGAUGAUGUUGUGAUAACAGAGGAUGCACCUCUCAUCUUGUCUGCUGACUGUCCCAAGGAGAUCUACCACAUUGAGCAGAUCUGUGGCCGCAGGUCAUGAUGCCUCUUCUCUGCCUCUUGCAUCCUCCUCAGGAGAUGCAGCCCUCCAGGGAUGCAGAUCCUUGUAGCUGGCUGUAGUUGUCAAGUGACAGAGCGUGUGAACAGUUGGUCUGGGAAGUGGAAUGCAAAAGGCUUGGGUGCUGAGGGAUGAAAAAGCAAAGCAAUCUUUUCUGUGUGCUUUUUCCUUCUGAUUUGAUUAGUGCUGAUGGUGAGCUGUUGUAGGACAUGGGGGUGGAUUCAUCCCUCUGCUGUGUGGAUCCAUCCAUUCUGGUGCCCUUGGAAGGAUGAGUUUCAUCAGUGCCACCAGUAGGACUUCUGCCUGCUCCCUCUCUACAUGCAUAGGUGCAACUGCUGAGGCCAGGGCCCUGUGUUUUCCCCAUUAGCAGUAGUCGCAGAACAGUCAAAUUUUUGAAAUUAAGCUUUGAUAAAUACUGUUUUGGGGGAAUAAAGUGUGUCAGACAGCUUUGAUUUUUACAGAGCCGUGGAAGGGGAGUGGCUUUGGUAGUCAGGAAAAUGGGUUCAAUGGGAAGGUAGUUUUAUUUGAAGCCUGUGGAGAACACUUUCAGUAUUUUAAGGACAGGAUAUGUUUGGACUUUGUUCAGGCAUAUGCAAUAUUGGCUAACAGCAGUGAAAAACGUCUUGUCUUUCAGCUUAUUGGAGUGUUUGGUAAUUUUAGAAAGGACAGAUAGGGCACAGGAGGUUGGACAUACCCAUUCUUUCCAUCUUCCAUUUUUUGUCCCAAAUGUCCACUCCAAUCUCCUGGUCUGAACCAACCUCUACCCUGACCCUGGGAAACAGAGCGGUGUUGGCUGUGCUGUACUCCACUGGUGAGCUGCUGGUUGUCACCUAGAUGUGAGGUGUCCAAUUCCAGGACAGUCACAGCACCUUUCUGGUUUAUACUGUAAGUGCCAGCAACUUCAGCACUGCAUUUUUGAAGAAUCUGCCCUAUGACAAGUCUCAAGUCUUUAUGUGGCUUUUAUUUGGAAUUUAAAGAAAUUCUCCUUUUCAAAACACUGAGGACAAGAUCACAGCUGCCUUUUGGGUUUUGCCAAGUGCAGCCAGUAACUAAUGCUCUGGGAUGAUAUUUUUGAAGCAGUUGCAAACCUGAUGAGGACUAGGAUGAAUGAGGAGUGAAGAAAAGAGUUGUCUUCCCUCAACAUCAGCCUACCACCCAGGCCAUUGUAUGCAGUAGUAAAUACAUCUAGUAGAGGUAAACACAGCAUCUGUGUAUUUACUGAAAAUAUUUUGACAAUCAGCUAUUCAACAUGUCUGAAAAAUGCCUCUCAUCUAUGCAUCUCCUGUUAUUUAUGCUUGCUGCUGCAUCAUAUCAUCUUACUUCCUUUUUAUGGUAGCUUUCAGUAUUUUUCAUCUGUUAUUCUCAAUUUUCUUUCUUUUUCUCUUCUCUUCCUGUAUUUUCUAUUUUUGACCCACUAUAAUAACACUACUUCCUUAUCCGUUUUUCUUUCUAAUCAACAUCUCUGCCUCUUCCCUGUUUGCCCUAAUUCCCCACAGUGAAUGUAGUCAGAAGCAUGGGGGGAAGGUUGUCAGGGUUCUUGAGUUCAACCUCUGGCUCUGUUGCUGUGUAACCUCAAGUGAAAUCUACUUUUUUUUUCCUCUCCCUUUCCCUCUCCCUCUCCCAUUUCAUUUCACUCAGUGAUGGCCAAAUGGACAGUGUGUCUUUCAUCUGUCACUGCUUCUCCUGGGAGCUGGGUGCAUGCAUAUGAUAAGUACAGUGCAAGUUGUUAGACGGAAGGCUUGUUAAGUGUGAACACACAACUAAUUAAUCCUUUAGAUGUUGUUCUGGCCUGUAACACAUUUGUUAUUCCAUUUACACUUGUUAGAGCCAUAUCAACUGGGACAAAUUUCAGAUUUUGGAACUAUGUAAACAGCUUAAAAUAACAUUAACCUGAGAGCUACAUGUGUGUGCUGAUCUGCACAUCUGCCCGUGUAUCUAACAGUGUUAAUAAUUGUACCUACUGUAAAUAAGCCUUCAAAAUAUAUAUUAAAAAGUUAUUUUCAAAAUAAAACAA